CCUGCAGCUUCUGCUUCAGGAGGCAUUUCCAGCCCCAAAGGAAAGAAGGACUAGUGUGGUAGACCCCAGAGAGAGCGAUCCCUUCUUCAUUACUGCCCCCUGCCCCCCAGCUGCCAGGACAUGGGACAGAGCCCUUCUCAGGGUCAUCUGGCGAGGAUGAGCAAACAGAGCCAGCCCGAGCGCAGAGUGGCGGCGAGGGCUCCCGCGCAGGACUGCUCCGGCCAGCCGCCGCCGUCGCCGCCGAGGAAGGACGUGGAGCUGCUUCUGGUGAAGGAGCAGAAUGGGGUCCAGUACACCAGCAGCAGCCUCCUGCCCGCCGCCUCCAGCCUGCGCUACAGCGCCGAGGGGCAGCCGGAGCGGGAGACCUGGGGCAAGAAGAUCGAUUUCCUUCUCUCGGUCAUUGGAUUCGCGGUGGACCUGGCCAAUGUCUGGAGAUUUCCCUACCUCUGCUACAAAAAUGGAGGGGGUGCCUUUCUUAUCCCCUACAUCCUCUUCCUAAUCAUUGCUGGAAUGCCUUUGUUCUACAUGGAGUUAGCACUGGGACAGUACAACCGGGAAGGGGCUGCUACAGUGUGGAAAAUCUGUCCAGUUUUCAAAGGUGUAGGCUAUGCCGUGAUACUCAUAGCUCUUUACGUGGGUUUCUACUACAACGUUAUCAUAGCUUGGUCUCUGUAUUAUCUGUUUUCAUCAUUCACAUUUGAGCUCCCCUGGACAAACUGCGGCAACAGCUGGAAUAGCCUAAACUGUACAGAUCCCAAACUCUUCAACGCCUCGGUGCUUGGCAAUGGCACCAAGUACUCCAAGUACAAACUCACUCCUGCUGCUGAGUUUUAUGAACGAGGUGUACUGCAUCUGCAUGAAAGUGGUGGAAUCCAUGACCUUGGCUCGCCCCGAUGGCAGCUCUCGCUGUGCCUCUUGGUGGUAGUAAUAAUUCUUUUCUUUAGUCUGUGGAAAGGAGUGAGGACUUCAGGAAAGGUUGUGUGGGUAACAGCCACUUUGCCUUACGUUGUAUUAUUUGUAUUGUUAAUCCAUGGAAUCACAUUGCCUGGUGCAUACAAUGGAAUAAAUGCUUACCUUCACAUAGAUUUCAGAAGGUUAAAAGAAGCUACGGUAUGGAUUGACGCAGCCACUCAGAUAUUUUACUCUUUAGGAGCUGGGUUUGGAGUUUUAAUUGCAUUUGCUAGUUAUAAUAAGUUUGACAACAACUGUUAUAGGGAUGCUUUGCUGACUAGUACAAUCAACUGUGUCACAAGCUUCAUCUCAGGAUUUGCAAUUUUCUCUAUACUGGGCUACAUGGCUCAUGAGCACAAAGUGAAAAUUGAAGAUGUAGCCACUGAAGGAGCUGGAUUAGUUUUCAUCCUUUAUCCAGAAGCCAUUUCAACUCUUUCAGGAUCAACAUUUUGGGCAGUGGUAUUCUUCAUAAUGCUUCUCACACUGGGCAUUGACAGUUCUAUGGGUGGAAUGGAAGCUGUCAUCACUGGCUUAGCAGAUGAUUUCCAAAUACUGAAGCGGCACAGAAAGCUUUUCACAUUUGGUGUAUCCUUUGGCACUUUCCUAGCGGCUCUUUUUUGUAUCACCAAUGGUGGAAUUUACAUCCUCACACUACUGGACACAUUUGCAGCUGGGACUUCAAUCCUGUUUGCUGUUUUAAUGGAGGCAAUUGGAGUUUCCUGGUUUUAUGGUGUGGACAGAUUCAGUGAAGACAUCCAGCAAAUGAUGGGCUUCAAACCGGGCCUCUACUGGCGACUGUGUUGGAAAUUUGUUAGCCCUGCUUUUUUAUUGUUUGUGGUGAUAGUCAGUAUUAUAAACUUCAAACCUCUGACCUAUGACGACUACACCUUCCCUCUCUGGGCAAAUCGCAUUGGCUGGGGAAUUGCAUUAUCUUCAAUGAUCCUCGUGCCUGCCUAUAUUAUCUAUAAAUUUCUGAACGUGCGUGGGACCUUUAAAGAAAGACUAGCUUACUGCAUCACACCUGAGAACGAACACCAUCUUGUGGCACAAGGGAACGUGAGGCAGUUUAAGCUUCAACACUGGCUAUCAAUAUGACAACUUGACAGGUUGAGGAAAAAGCCAAUACAUUAAACUAAACUGGGAUUAAAUGAAAAGUCAAGUUCAAAGCUCUCUUGAUUGUGCUUGGACCUGGCUGGCUCAGAGCUCAUCUACUGAUUCCUUUGAGGGAAGACAGCUUCUGCUCCCUGUUUUCUCUAUUACUUGGUUUCAAAUGAACUUACAGACUGGUUUUCCAUUUCCUUAUAUCUUUCAGUGCCAUGAGAUCCAUUCUUGAGCAAAUUUGUGAGCUUUGAUAGAGAUAGAAGUGGAGGAGGGAGCAGAAAAUCAUCAUUAAUUAAAGAAACUCUUGUCUUGGAGAAAUAAAUAAAAAAACAUAAUUCCUUUAAUAAUUCCUGCCACAACAUUGUUUAGAGACCAACUAUAUACUCAGAGAUGGAUGCAUCUCAAUUAUGAGACAAGAGUGACUUUAAGUGAACAUUCAUGCCAUUUGCUUUCUUUCAAGACUAUCCUUUGGAUAUAAUUUUGCAUCCUUCUGAAGUAAAGACUCAGUGCUUCACUUUCA
Messenger RNA from Chelonoidis abingdonii (Abingdon island giant tortoise), 2572 nucleotides. It is a transcript of the gene SLC6A2, whose product is annotated as solute carrier family 6 member 2. Lineage: Eukaryota; Metazoa; Chordata; Testudines; Testudinidae. The record is from RefSeq and is a predicted model, not a curated record. Gene Ontology annotation, cellular component: plasma membrane; presynaptic membrane; neuronal cell body membrane. Gene Ontology annotation, biological process: sodium ion transmembrane transport; dopamine uptake involved in synaptic transmission; amino acid transport. Gene Ontology annotation, molecular function: norepinephrine:sodium symporter activity; dopamine:sodium symporter activity; neurotransmitter:sodium symporter activity.